AUGAACUCAGCUUCAGCUUCACAGCCUGGGACCGGACCACCUGCGGCGACCUAUGCUCGACCAGCCUCCGAUUCCCGAGCAAUAGCGAUAAACCCACCGCCAGAGACGUUCGUUAUAGACAGCGACAGCGAUUCUGACUCUGCCGAGGAGUUUCUGGACCCAAAUAACGGGACUUUAGCAUCCAUCGCCAACUCACAAACAAUUACACUGUCCAUCACCUCGACGUAUUCAAAUGCCUGGGGCCCAGUCGAGGCCUUUCGUGAGGUUGUUCAGAAUUGGAGAGAUGGUAUUAUCGCAUCAUUCGGGCUUAUAGAAAACCAAUUCAGAGUCACCCGCCAAGAGCGCGCCGACCAUCGCAAUAUAGAGGUCCUCUACACAGUAUCCCAUCCGCAAAAUCCCCAAGACUGCAUCGGCUACAUCCGGUAUAACGGCCGUAAUGGCCAGGGAACCAUAUCAAUAGUGAACAGAAAAGCGACUCUCGAACCCUGGCACCUCGACCUAGGCGGAACCACAAAGGCAGGCGUCGGCAACCAGGCUGGCGCCCACGGCGAAGGUCUGAAAAUCGCACUUCUAGUACUCCAGCGCGGCUUUCAAAACUACGAAGUUCGUUGCGUAAGUGGUGGCUUCAACUUGAAAUUCAAUUUCAACACCCGGGGUAAAUUGGUCGCCCGUCUUCGUCGAAUGACCCGCAAGCAACUUGACCGCAAACAGGGGAGAUCUGGGGCACUUCUCGAAGUGGGCGAGCCAUCGCCCUUAAAAGAUGUCUGUUUUCACAUCGGCGGCAAGGCCAAGGGGCGCGAUCAACAGGGAAACCCAUGUCAAAGGAACCUAGUCCGUCUGGAGGACUUCAACAAGUGGUGUGAAGCUGCCCUUUUCCUGCAAGACGCUCCCGACGAAGACAUUGUUCGAACCUCUCGGGGAGAUUUGAUAACCCAUGAGCGACUUUGUGGCCAUCUUUAUCUCAAAGGCUUAUUACUCCAGUCUUCUUCGAAUGGAGCUUCGGCAAGUAUCACAGGAAAGCCACUAAAGUUUGGAUACAACUUUGGCCAUGGGGUGACGAACCGGGAGAGACAAUCUGUCAAGAGCGCCACGGAGGAAGGGGCGACGAUUCUGAAUAUCUGGGACCGAGUGCUGAUCGAGAAGCCAAACUAUGUUAUUCAUCUACACGAAAUGCUCAUCUCGUCUGACCCGGAGUAUGCAGACUUGUCGGGGGCUAAAUGGUUCAUGAAAGUCGACACCGCUGUUCAGCUGAAGCGACAUCUCUUCUCCGAUCCUACUAAAUGGUACUACUCUCCGACCGAGAACUCCAAGGUAAUAUAUCGUCCCUUACGACUACUGGUCAUGACUGAACUGCUGGGUUUGUUGGCUAACUUGAAAAGAACCCCCGACUCGAAAAGAUAA
Ilyonectria robusta is the source of this 1401-nucleotide messenger RNA. RefSeq lists its product as uncharacterized. The transcript is spliced from 2 exons. The record is from RefSeq and is a predicted model, not a curated record. Lineage: Eukaryota; Fungi; Ascomycota; Sordariomycetes; Hypocreales; Nectriaceae. The coding region runs from base 1 to 1401 and encodes 466 amino acids.